AAUGCCACAAUUCUCGAUCUUGCCGCUCCGCCAUCCUCUUGCCCAUCAUUCCACGCCUGGGCGCUAUCAUCCAUCUGAGCCCAGCUCAGCUCAGCUCACAUCUUUUCCUGCUCGAUUUGUGUUUCCAGGCACUCCCGGAUCUGACCUGGAUUCACCUUGGGAACAGGCAACAUUGGACCACCAACAUCACCAUCACCACCGGCCAGCUUGAGCAACAGCCUCAACCACAGCAGGUGCUGACUAUCACUACCACAGAGGCCGACAUUGACACCGAAAUCGCACUACCAAUAUCCAGUCUGCUUAAAUAUCACAUUUAAUCUAGCCUCCUUUCGGUCAUCGCAUGCGCGACGAUCGCUAGCUAAGGUAGCUAAGCCUCGCUGGCGGCGAGCCACCAAUCCCCAUCCAUCAUCAUGUUUGGAAGCUCCAGAAGAGGCCGAGCGCCAGUCAAGCCUCUGACAAAGGAGACGGCGAAUCCAAACGCGGCCACUGCCGCCGCAUCAGCAUUCAUGCGUCGCGAACCGUCAACGUCGUUAUCGUCAGCCGCCGCGGCCGCCGCCCUCAAGGCGCGGCCCAUGACACCGACAAAUGUCGCCGAAGCCCAAUCGAAGCGAUCCAUGCGACGCAGCGCCUCUGUCUCUUCGACAAACAGCCGUGGUCGGCCCCAGAGUCGCUCAACCGACCUGCGCAGAUCCCCCAGCACGGGUUCCAUGACCGAGCGCACAUUCCGAAGUCCCUCGCCAGGCCGUAGCCCAGCGCCCCGGCAGGUCGACGUGCCUCCUGUACCGAGACUCCCCAAGACCGUCCAGCGACCGGCGAGCUCGCACAAUCCCGCCGGCCUGACCAUCCAAACCCAACCCUUCCGAACGGCCAGCCAGAAAGCGCAAGAUGGCAACAGCCAGGGGUCUUGGUUUUCAGCUCCUGCCAAUCGAGCCAGCGCCAGCGCGCGACACUCGCAGCAGGUGCUGGAGUACACCCCGGCUUACGAUGACGAUGAUGGGAGCAUAAGCCCGUCCAUCAACUUCUCGUAUCCACGAUCGCGCAUGGAGUCCCCCUCGCCGUCACCCACAGGGAAGCAGAUGGUGUACGACGCAAAUUCACGACGUAUGGUCCCCAAGGCCGAGCUGCGGCAUAGGUCUCAGAGCGCGCGCCCCUCGCCCGAUAAGCCGGUCAAGGCCAGCAAAUCCGGCGUAUCAAGGAGCGGCUCACAUCUGGACAAGGGCACAAUCAGCCGGAUUAGGGGGACCGCUGUUGAGUCGCCUUCGCCACGUGUUACAGCAUCGCGAGACUCAACACCGCCAGCGCAGCGACAGAGGGCUGGGUCGCAGCCGCAACCAGUGGUACGAUCUGCACAAGCACCAAAUCAACAUGCAGGAUCUAGCUUGUCUAGGGAAGAGACCUUGGUCGAACCCGAGGCGCAAAGGCAGCCCGUUUCUGCGACAGUCCCAGUUACCCCCCAACGUGCAGUUGCCGAGCAGCCCCGCGAAGUGAAGAACACCGAGCUCGAAAACGCGGCGAUCGAUGCUGUCCCUGUGCGAUCACAUCGAGCACCACAGGCCGCGCUGGCCGCUUUCGCUAGCGAUCCGAAGAGAGAAAGCGUCCGACGAGCACGGGUGCAGUCAGAAAGUCCUGCACGUAGCCCGGCAAGGUCUGCUCAUUUUGCUCCCACUGCCAAUCAGUUGCUCGUCAGACAUGAGCCGCCGCCCCGAUCGUUAUCGCCUCGAAAAUCAGCGCUGAAGAACUCUAGUAAUGCAAGGGGCGCUUCUCCGUCGGACGAUGGAUCGGAGGUCUCGGAGGCAUUGAAUGGCGGCGAUCCGAAAGAAGAGAUCAGUCGCAAGAAGAGCUUCAGAGUCAGCUUCAAUGAUGAGAGCAAUGUUGUCGUUGGGGAGUCGGCAGAACCCCCAGAGGUCGAUUCUCCCAUUGUACCGAGCCCGCAACAGGCGACCAAGAAGACGUGGCACAGCAUCCUGAACCGGCAUAAGAAAGAAGCUUCCAAGCUCGACGAGGACGAGACUAUGGGCCCGAGACCUGCUCUGCCACUGUUCGGAAGUGUUCGCGAGAAAAAGACCAGGGAGGCCGAGACUAAUGAGCGCCCGCUCGUUCGACCCGGCGAGCGAGCGUUUUCUCCAUCUCCUGUACCCUCGCCCCUCCGCAGGGCAUCGGCUGAAGCGGAAGCUGAGACUGUUGGCAAUUCUAAUGACUCUGCCAUUGGCUCUGUGCUAUCGUCAGAAUCGCCGUCUAGGAACGAGGCGAACAUUUCGCGAGCUAGGGAGCCCUUGCCGCCCGUGGUGACAUCUGUCGAGGGGUCCGGAUACGACAGCAGCAGCUUCAUGGACACAGACGACGACGAGGUGGAUCACACAAACGCCACAGACACCACGGAGGUGUCGCAGCAAGUGCCCGAGACAGUCCAUACCAACGGAAACGUUGUGCAUGAAAAGACAGAGGACGCAAAAGCCGACGGAGACAUUCCCUCAAUCUCUAUCAGCGGCCCAAGUCCUGCUGCUCGGGACUCGGGCGAAAACUCUCCUGAGGCGGAGUACUUUGACGUCCCUGGUGGAUUUCCUGACGAUGUCGACACGACAGUUGCUCCCAAGCCAGAAACUGUUGAAAUUCAUGAGGAGACGCAAGCUCCUAUCCCCCUUACCGCCACAGCUGUGUCGAACGUCGUCAUGAACGAUAUUAUCGAAGAGGAAGAAUCCGAGAACAGCAGCAUCUACAGUGACGCUUAUGAGGAUAUUUCUGAUGCUGAAGAUGGCGGCUUCAUGUCCUUGAAUGCCGUCCUGACCGCUCCGGCCGACUCCAAAGUCUCGAGACUGUAUCAAAAGACGAAGAGGAAGUCGCAAGAAAGCACGCGCCCCGCUGUCACGGACCUCGAGAAGGGAGCCAACGGACAAGAGCCUGCCGCCACUCAAGAUGAUUGGGAGAAUGCGAAGACUUACUGGCGCAGUCUUUCGGUGGAUAAGCGCCGGCAGCUUGAAAAGGAGGCGUUGGAAGAGGCUGGUGAAGAUGCGGACCAGGAAGAAUCGGCAGCAAAACCUAAGAAGAACAAGAAGAGGCGAUCAACCGACCGCCCCGUGUCCACAUCGAGCAUCGCGAGCUCUCACAACCCUGACAGGAUUUAUCAGAUUAUGCCAGGAACGAGCUGGGCUCACGAGGAUGCUUCCCAGCAACCAACCGCGGAUGCGCCUGCUCCUCCCUUAGCGGAAGCCCCCGUGCCGAAGCUUAAGAAGUCCAUGCGUGGUGAGCGGCCGUCCCCAGUAGAUGCGGCGCGCAGCCCUCAGACCAACGGGACUAUGCGCACGACCAUGCGCGCUAAUGGUGGCGCCUCUGCUGGAGCUCGCGAGCCAGCACAUGCGCGGGCAAGCAGCGCUCGUCCUGCCUCGUAUCAGCCUUCUCUGUCGUCCGAAGUGGCCAGGAACACAUUGGCUAACCGCAGGACGCAUUCCACGGACUCACGUCCAUCGUCAUCUGCGGGCCCUUCGACUGCUGGCGUUGCACCGACUCUGCGCAGACGUGGCUCGGACUCGAGCGAGAGCAGCUUCAGACGUGCUCGGCCCGCGAGCCAGGGCUUUGGCUUCAGGAGCUCCAUGAGAUCCGCGCCCGAGCCUGCAGUGUCUCCCGAGCCCACGCGGGGCAGCAGUCGCUUUAGCAUCCGGUCUCUAUCCCCCACAGGGUCGGCUUUUGGCCGCCGCAGCUUCAACCCGCCACCGGCCCAAGCGCCAAUGAGUGGAAGCCGCAUGCGUACUUCCAUGCGCCUCGCCAACAGUCAGCCAAAGGAAUCCAAGAUGAAGCUCUCGCCCUUUGGCAAGAAGAACAAGGGUGGUAGCCGGUUUGCCGAGUCGAGCGAUGAAGAGGAGAGCGGUGUUGGUAGUCGCUUUGCGAGCAGGCGGACACGCGACUACUCUAGCGACGAAGAGGACGUCGCCCGUCCUCCACCGCAACGUGGUCUCUCCUUCAAAUCGAUGCGCUCCACCAACGGCGCCAAAUCCGCGGCUGCUGCUGCCUCAGGCUUCCCAUCGAAGCCUGCUCGCGCCCCUUCGCCUGAUCUCCCUGACAGCGAUGAUGAGAUCGUUCAGCCCAAGCGUCACACAACCAUCGGUGCUGUCAAUGGCCGCCAGACGGGUACGCUGCAGAGGAGCCGUUCUGGCCGGGGGAGCUUCCCUCCACCUGCCAGCCCGGGCUACAUAGCUGCGGAUGGUCUGGGACAAAGACCGGCGCACCAACGCAGAGGAAGCUUCAUGUCCAACAUCCUCCGUCGCAAGAAGGACAGCUCGAGCAUGAUUACCCGAGACGUCAGCGAGAGCGCGGCUCGUCGGGAUACGCGCCUCGAGCGCAGCCAAGAGGAGCUCAACAUUAUCCGCCAUGACAGUGGACGUUUGCAGAAGACCCAGCCCAGCUGGCCGUUGCCCGACGGCAAUGUCACAGCUGCACCGCAGCGUCCCUCCACCUCCGCAGGCCCAUCGCCCGGCGGUCUCAAGAUGGGCUUCCUGAAAAGACGAAGCGUAUCCCACCAGGGCGCGACAACCACCGCCUUCCCAGAGGAAGGCAGAAAGAAGAAGUUUGGCAAGCUGCGGAAGAUGUUCGGCCUCAAUGAUUAGUGUGGCUGCGGCUGAGCGCUCCUCCGCCUCUCACUCUCUUUUCAAUUUUCAUUUUUCUUGUUGUAUAUCCAUCCUCAUGCGGAAAGACAUCAUGGUACCUGGGAGAACACAUGAAGAAUAUGCGUUGCUGAACAGUGUCUCUUAUUCACUCAUUAUACCUUUUUUUUACCUCCCAUUUUUUUACCUAUUCUCAUCUGGGAGAGCGACUUUGUUUGAUUGGGCAUGGUUCAAUGGGGAAAAAUACAACCAGAGACAUUCACGCAUACUGGGAGGAGAUAUCCUUGUCUGGACUGGACUGAAUGGAUGAAUGGAUGGAUGGAUACACAAGUGGAACAUGGCAAAGAUGUUUGGAAAUAGAUCGAUACGAUAUCACGCUCAC
Messenger RNA from Emericellopsis atlantica, 4977 nucleotides. RefSeq lists its product as uncharacterized. The record is from RefSeq and is a predicted model, not a curated record. Bases 411 to 4598 code for a protein of 1395 amino acids. The transcript is spliced from 6 exons. NCBI's taxonomy places the organism in Eukaryota, Fungi, Ascomycota, Sordariomycetes, Hypocreales, Bionectriaceae.